GGACGGAAAGAACAUCUCAUCGGAGUCAAUACCGCAUUCAUCACUGAUCUCACAUUUUAAGAGAGACCAUCUCGAAGGCGAUAGCAACAAACACGGCACUGCACAACAUUCUUCUGACACCUUGAUGUCUAAAGAAGCUGAUGCAUUUAGGCAUUUGUUAUCAUCGAAGAUUACAUGCAACUGGGUACCUCUUGAUGUUGCAUUUGAUCCUGGUAGCUCGCUGGCAAGCGUUCUAGAUUCGAAUAACUGUAACUUGAAAGUUGUCGAAGUGCUUGCUGAUUGGAGUUAUCGACUAUUGAAAAGGCCAAAGACAUCUGCUCGAGCGCCGGCAGCGUUUUCCAAUUGCGUCCAACAACAGCGGUAUGAAGAUUUACCGCACUACCUGUUGGGCGUGGCAAGGAGUCACGAUCGUUUUCGUCGGCGUCAGGCGGCUCUGAUGGUGUUGGCUAAUCUCGGCAAGUUCACCCUGGAUAUCUGUCAUUGCGUGGUGUCUAGUUUAUCAGAAAAUUUGUUUGUGUCAACGCUUGUUCUGAAGUCCGUCUGGCGCUUUGUGGAAGCUGAUACCGAAGCUUUGCAAUUCCUUUGCGAACAACUGGAUAGUGGCAGCUUUCUGCUAGUUGCAGCUAUUUGUCGCCUACUUUCUGCGUUGUCUGCCAACAAGAAGCUCUCUCUUUCGCAGAGAAAUUUGAUGCUUGGAAAACUAAACAAAUUUGCUAGUGAACUGCGCGAAGAUCAACCGAUCAUUCUUUUUCGACACGACAGUAAGACAUUUGAUCAUCCGUCUCUAGCAGCUGUGGUAGGCGAGACGGUCACGUCCACGUGGGGACUGGUGGUCGACGACGCGCUGACAGUUCCUUUUCAACUUGGACAGUCCGAUGGUAAUGGAACGUACUGUUACACUGCGGAUGAAACGAAUCCGAUUUGGUAUCGUUACUGUCAGCCUUUGAACUGUUGGUAUUGGACCCCGUAUGAGGACUCGAGUUGUUGGAUGCCUGUUUCCACGCUGGCCUUGACCAAAGGAUUCUUGACUGGACAGAAACCGGUUACUGCCAACCAGCAUUGCAUCAGAUAUCUUAAUCUUGCCAAUCCCACUCCUUCGGCUGAAGUAAUUGAUAUAAAUAGAAAUUGGAUUCCAGAACAGUAGAAUAAAGUGUCGCUCGACGUUUGCUGUGAACUUCCUUGUUAUGUAUACCAUUGUUUGCUGUGGUAGUUGCUGGCAAUAAUAGCUGCUUACCAAUCUAUGGCACGCAUAAAGUCGUUUAUAUCUGUGAAUGAACAGUUUAUGCAAUAA
This is a messenger RNA of Corticium candelabrum, 1291 nucleotides long. RefSeq lists its product as uncharacterized. Lineage: Eukaryota; Metazoa; Porifera; Homoscleromorpha; Homosclerophorida; Plakinidae. The record is from RefSeq and is a predicted model, not a curated record. The coding region runs from base 125 to 1144 and encodes 339 amino acids. The transcript is spliced from 2 exons.